AUGGCCGACAGACCCGUCCCUGCGGCAGUUGAGCCGGUCUUGCCCAAGGCUGAUGCCGACGGAGCCAACUACGGCACGGCGGAUGCCCUUCCCUCCAAGAAUGACGAAAACAAAGAUGGCGACACCCGGGCGUCCAUCUCGGCCAUUUCCUCUGAAGAAGCGGCCGUGGCAGCCGGUCUCCAGCAGCUCGAAGCGCGCAACGUGCACUGGUACUCCUACCUGUUGACGCUCGACUUCUGGGCUGUCAUCGCCGUAGGCCAGAUCUUGUCGUUGUGCAUCACCGGCUCUAACACCUUCACGACGGAGCUUGCCAUAGUGGGCACCAACAUCCCUGCCUUUCAGACCCUCUUCAACUAUGCACUCCUCACCCUCAUCUACCUGCCCAUCUCGCUGUACAACCAUGGGGUGAAGGGCUGGCUGAAGAUUGUGGUGCGCGACGGAUGGAAGUACUUCAUCCUAAGCUUUCUCGACGUCGAGGGGAACUACUUCACCGUGCUCGCCUACAAGUACACCAACAUCCUCUCCGCACAGCUGCUCAACUUUUGGGCGAUCGUCUGCGUCGUGGUGCUGUCCUUUUUGUUCCUCCGCGUGCGCUACCGCAUUGUCCAGAUCCUUGGCAUCCUCCUCUGCUGCGGCGGCAUGGGCGUCUUAUUGGCGUCAGACCAUAUCAACGGCACGAACGGCGGCCCGGCCGUCGACAAGGUCAAGGGUGACCUUUUUGGCCUGCUCGGUGCAACCUUUUACGGCAUCAGCAACGUCUUUGAAGAAUGGUUCGUCAGCAAGCGCCCCGUCUAUGAGGUGCUCUCCUUCUUGGGCAUCUUCGGCAUCUGCAUCAACGGCGUGCAGGCGUCCAUUUUUGACAGGCAUUCUUUCCAGGGCGCGACAUGGAACGGGAAAGUCGCCGGCUGGCUCGUCGGAUACACCUUGUGUCUGACCCUCUUUUACUCCCUCGCCCCGCUCAUCCUGCGCAUGGGCAGCGCGGCUGUGUUUGACGUCAAUUUGUUGACGGCAAAUUUUUGGGGAGUGAUUAUUGGCACGAGGGUGUUUGGCUACUCGGUACAUUGGAUGUAUCCUAUCGCAUUUGUGCUAAUCAUUUGUGGGAUGGUCGUGUACUUCUUAGCCGGGAGCAUUCUGGGCGACUCGAAGAAGCCGUGGCUAGGGGAUAAUCAGAAGGAUGGUGUUGCGGGGAUUGGCACGGCUAAGCUGAAGGCGCUGAAUGAAGCAAGGAAGAGGGGGCUGGUAGCGCGAGAGCAGAGUCAGGGGCAGGACCGGGUGUAG
Thermochaetoides thermophila DSM 1495 is the source of this 1278-nucleotide messenger RNA. RefSeq lists its product as uncharacterized. The record is from RefSeq and is a predicted model, not a curated record. The transcript has a single exon. Gene Ontology annotation, molecular function: transmembrane transporter activity. Bases 1 to 1278 code for a protein of 425 amino acids. NCBI's taxonomy places the organism in Eukaryota, Fungi, Ascomycota, Sordariomycetes, Sordariales, Chaetomiaceae. Gene Ontology annotation, cellular component: membrane. Gene Ontology annotation, biological process: transmembrane transport.